AUGGCCAUAUAUGAUACCACAGAUAAAGGCAACUACGUGAAACUGGCCUCCAUCUCCGUGUUUGCCAAGGAAGUAUCAGUCGAGCCAUCCAAGAACCACGUUAUCAAUGUUACAGGGAACAUCUCAAACUAUGACGGGGUCUUGAAUGUCAUGUUCUUGAGAGAUGUAGAUUGCUUGUACGGGGCGUUUCAGUGUGAACUAGAUUUCGUUCACAUCAACGGCCAACCGGAUGUGAUCAGAGAAAAUUUGGCACCAGUCACCGAAGAAAACGCCGACAUCUUGAGCAGCCUGGCCAAAAUUUCGACACAGCUGAAGGAUACGAACAAACAGCUGGAGGGGCUGAAGAAUGACACUGGGGUUCUGAAGCAAGACAAUGAGGUUACAAAGCAAGACAUUGAGGUUCUCAAGCAAGACAAUGAGGUUCUAAAACAAGACAAUGAUGGUCUGAAGCAAGACAAUGAGGUUCUGAAGGCAAUGUUGGCUAGUGUCUUAGUGGAACUGUCCAGUAUCAAGGAAUUGCUGAACUCUACACGUGACAACGAACAGCAUCACGAAAGCUUGUGUUACCGAGGUAUGCCUCACAAAAGUACCAGAGAAAAGUUUCUUCUGUCAGGGAACAUCCAGGCGCUGUGUGACACUGAGACUGAUGAUGGAGGUUGGGUAGUCAUUCAGAGACGUGUGCGAGGAGAUGUAGACUUCUAUAGAGGCUGGGAUGAUUACAAGAGAGGGUUUGGAACCCCAGACACCGACUUCUGGAUUGGAAAUGACAUUAUUCACGACCUCACCUCACAGGGCUACAACGAACUCCGUAUUGACUUUAUUCAUAAUGAGACGGAAUAUUUUGCUCAGUACACGAACUUUACUCUCGCGGAUGAGUCAUCUAAAUACCUCAUCACGAUUGGUGGAUAUUCCGGAAACGUCUUUGACAGCAUGAGCUAUCAUAAUGGCUACAAUUUCAGCACAUUUGAUCGGGAUAAUGACCCAAACACAGAAAACUGCGCCGAGCUGGUCCACGGGGCUUGGUGGUACCAUGGAUGUUAUUACGCAAAUUUGAACGGGGCUUGGGGAGUCGCAGAUGGCAACGGUAUUGCUUGGCAUUUUGCAGAUAAUUCUACCAAUAACUGGAUCUUUCCGUCUUUUACAGAGAUGAAGGUCAGGUACAUUUAG
Messenger RNA from Candidula unifasciata, 1167 nucleotides. Lineage: Eukaryota; Metazoa; Mollusca; Gastropoda; Stylommatophora; Geomitridae. The record is from the annotation of a GenBank genome assembly.